This is a messenger RNA of Leptosomus discolor (cuckoo roller), 1502 nucleotides long. RefSeq names its product SMAD family member 3 (gene SMAD3). The record is from RefSeq and is a predicted model, not a curated record. Gene Ontology annotation, molecular function: I-SMAD binding; RNA polymerase II cis-regulatory region sequence-specific DNA binding; DNA-binding transcription factor activity, RNA polymerase II-specific. NCBI's taxonomy places the organism in Eukaryota, Metazoa, Chordata, Aves, Leptosomiformes, Leptosomidae. Gene Ontology annotation, biological process: positive regulation of transcription by RNA polymerase II; anatomical structure morphogenesis; activin receptor signaling pathway. Gene Ontology annotation, cellular component: heteromeric SMAD protein complex.
AUGUCCUCCAUCCUGCCUUUCACUCCUCCCAUCGUCAAGCGGCUCCUGGGCUGGAAGAAAGGGGAGCAGAACGGGCAGGAGGAGAAAUGGUGCGAGAAGGCGGUGAAGAGCCUGGUGAAGAAGCUGAAGAAGACGGGGCAGCUGGACGAGCUGGAGAAGGCGAUCACCACGCAGAACAUCAACACCAAGUGCAUCACCAUCCCCAGGUCGUUAGAUGGCCGCCUGCAAGUGUCUCACCGCAAGGGUCUUCCCCAUGUGAUCUACUGCCGGCUGUGGCGGUGGCCAGACCUUCAUAGCCACCAUGAGCUGCGGGCCAUGGAGAUGUGCGAGUACGCCUUCAACAUGAAGAAGGAUGAAGUCUGUGUGAAUCCUUAUCAUUACCAAAGAGUGGAAACUCCAGUGUUACCUCCAGUGCUGGUGCCUCGGCACACGGAGAUCCCAGCUGAGUUCCCACCGUUAGACGAUUAUAGUCAUUCUAUUCCAGAGAACACUAACUUCCCAGCAGGUAUCGAGCCACAGAGCAACUACAUUCCAGAGACACCUCCUCCAGGCUAUUUGAGUGAGGAUGGAGAAACUAGUGACCACCAGAUGAACCCCAGCAUGGAUGCAGGUUCUCCAAACUUAUCACCAAACCCUAUGUCUCCAGCACACAAUAAUCUGGAUCUGCAGCCUGUUACCUACUGCGAGCCCGCUUUCUGGUGCUCGAUAUCCUACUAUGAACUCAACCAGCGAGUGGGAGAGACUUUCCACGCCUCUCAGCCCUCUAUGACCGUGGAUGGUUUCACUGACCCGUCUAAUUCUGAACGCUUCUGCCUUGGUUUGCUGUCUAACGUGAACAGAAAUGCAGCAGUGGAGCUCACAAGACGACACAUCGGAAGAGGAGUAAGACUCUACUACAUCGGCGGCGAGGUGUUUGCCGAGUGCCUUAGUGACAGUGCCAUUUUUGUCCAGUCUCCCAACUGCAACCAACGCUAUGGCUGGCACCCAGCAACAGUUUGCAAGAUUCCACCAGGAUGUAACUUGAAGAUUUUUAACAACCAGGAAUUCGCCGCUCUCUUGGCUCAGUCUGUGAAUCAGGGCUUCGAAGCUGUGUACCAGCUGACCAGAAUGUGCACCAUCCGAAUGAGCUUUGUCAAGGGAUGGGGAGCAGAAUACAGGCGGCAGACUGUGACCAGUACUCCCUGCUGGAUUGAGCUGCAUCUUAACGGUCCUUUGCAGUGGCUGGACAAGGUCCUUACACAAAUGGGCUCCCCGAGUAUUCGUUGUUCCAGCGUCUCCUAAGGAAACCGUCUCCUGGGGGCGGGUGGGGGGAAGAAAGACUCUGGAAAAUGGAAUUGGCUUAACCCUUAGCAAAAUGCAUAGUGCAUAGUAAACAAAUUCCCGGUUUUUGAAGUGAUGAGAAAAAAAAUCUGCUUAAAAAAAAGAAAAAAAAAGAAAAAGUGGGUUUUCUUUGUCUUGUUUUGGUUUUUUUAAUACCCAUUGAAGCCACUUCCACUGAAACU